GCCAGGGCUUUCUGCAAAGGCUCCCACUGCCUUUAGAGCUUCUGUGGCCUGGCCUUAGGUUUCUCCAGGAUGUCGGACCUCGAGGAUCAAGACUAUGAGGAGGAGCAGGUGGAAGCUGAGGAGGCAGCAGAGGAGGAGGAGGAAGCCCCCGAGGUGCCGGAGCCAGCGGCUGAGCGAGAAGAGGAGCGCCCUAAACCCAGCCGUCCAGUUGUGCCUCCUCUGAUUCCCCCCAAGAUCCCCGAAGGGGAGCGCGUGGAUUUCGAUGACAUCCACAGGAAGCGCAUGGAGAAGGACCUGUUGGAGUUGCAAACACUCAUCGACGUGCACUUCGAGCAGCGCAAGAAGGAGGAAGAGGAGCUCAUCGCGCUGAAGGACCGCAUUGAGAGGCGCCGGGCCGAGAGAGCUGAGCAACAGCGCUUCAGAACAGAGAAGGAGCGCGAGCGGCAGGCCAAGCUGGCGGAGGAGAAGAUGCGCAAGGAGGAGGAGGAGGCCAAGAAGCGGGCGGAGGACGACGCCAAGAAGAAGAAGGUUCUGUCCAACAUGGGCGCCCACUUCGGGGGCUACCUGGUCAAGGCAGAACAGAAGCGGGGAAAGCGUCAGACCGGGCGGGAGACGAAACUUCGGAUCCUGUCGGAGCGGAAGAAGCCUCUGAACAUCGAGUACCUGGGGGAAGACCAGCUCCGGGAGAAGGCCCAGGAGCUGCUGGACUGGAUCCACCAGCUGGAGUCUGAGAAGUUCGACCUGAUGGAGAAGCUGAAGCAGCAGAAAUACGAGAUCAACGUGCUGUACAACCGCAUCAGCCACGCCCAGAAGUUCCGCAAAGGGGCGGGAAAGGGCCGCGUGGGAGGCCGCUGGAAAUGAGCAGCGCAGGACCCCAGGCCCACCUUGAGGCGUCGGGAGCCAACCCAGUGGGUCCCACAUGCAACUCUAAAUAAAUAAAUGUUCUAAAUAAAGGCUCCUCAGAUA
Molecule: messenger RNA, 966 nt
Organism: Dipodomys ordii (Ord's kangaroo rat)
Lineage: Eukaryota; Metazoa; Chordata; Mammalia; Rodentia; Heteromyidae
Gene: Tnnt1
Product: troponin T type 1 (skeletal, slow)
Exons: 14
Coding region: 70-861 (263 amino acids)
Biological process (GO): sarcomere organization; regulation of muscle contraction; slow-twitch skeletal muscle fiber contraction
Cellular component (GO): troponin complex
Molecular function (GO): tropomyosin binding; troponin T binding
Source: RefSeq, a predicted model, not a curated record